Molecule: messenger RNA, 1289 nt
Organism: Glycine soja
Lineage: Eukaryota; Viridiplantae; Streptophyta; Magnoliopsida; Fabales; Fabaceae
Product: exosome complex component RRP43-like
Exons: 9
Coding region: 166-1074 (302 amino acids)
Biological process (GO): U5 snRNA 3'-end processing; exonucleolytic trimming to generate mature 3'-end of 5.8S rRNA from tricistronic rRNA transcript (SSU-rRNA, 5.8S rRNA, LSU-rRNA); U4 snRNA 3'-end processing
Cellular component (GO): nuclear exosome (RNase complex); cytoplasmic exosome (RNase complex)
Source: RefSeq, a predicted model, not a curated record
UCGUAAAAGACCAAUAUUUGCACGUAGUUUAUUUCUCUACGACCGAAGUGUUCCUAAUUUGAAGUUGUCUCUCGACACAGUGGAACGACCAAGGCUUCUCUUCACCCUUUCCCUAGCUGCCUCACCCCACCUCGGUUCUUGGGAGGGCCUCCGAACUGAAAAGAGAUGGGAUUACCAAAUGUUUCUGAGGACUUGUCAUCAGAGAUGGAGGUUGAUGCCUUUAGACGCCUUUUUCCACUUCGAUAUUUUGAGCGUCAUCUUGCUGAAUCUAUAAGGCCUGAUGGUAGACCACUUGGAAAAGCUAGAGAAACAAGUAUUUUUCUUGGUGCUGUUGCGUCUGCUAAUGGGUCGGCUCUAGUGAAGAUUGGAUCAACUACUAUAUUGACUGCUAUUAAAAUGGAAGUUAUGACUCCGUCCUUGGAGUCACCGGAUGAGGGCUGUCUAGCUAUUGAUUUCCACAUGCCUCCAAUUUGUUCUCCUAUAGUUAGGCCUGGCAGGCCAGCUGAAGCAUCACCGGUGGUGUCAAAGCAGUUGUCUGACACCUUUUCUAGUUCCAAAAUGAUUGAUUUGAAAGAAUUGUCCUUGGUCAGUGGAAAAGCUGCAUGGAUGGCUUACCUGGAUAUCUACUGUUUGGAUGCCGAUGGUGCUCUUUUUGAUGCUGCAUUACUUUCUGCCGUUGCUUCCUUAUCUCAUUUGCAAAUUCCUGUUGUUGCCAUGAAUGAUGAUGGCAAAAUAGUACUCGUGUCUGAAGAAGAUGGACAAAAGCGAGAACAGGAGCCAGUCAAUAAGGAGAAGAGGAAGCUUACAUUAAGAAGCAUUCCAUUCUCAUUAACUUGCAUACUUCACAAGAAUUACAUAUUGGCUGAUCCUACUGCAGAAGAAGAAUCCAUUAUGGAAACCCAUGUAACAGUAGUUUUGGAUACAUCCGGUCAACUAAUAUCUCUUUACAAGCCUGGUGGGCCAGUUCUUGCCUACACUUCUGCUAUCCAGGAUUGUGCUGCGUUAACCCGGCAAAGAGUAAAGGAACUAAAGAGCUUCUUAGACAAAGCAAAUUCUGCUAUGGAGGUUGAGUAGAAGUAUAAGGUCAUCUUUAUUGUCCUGAAUGGUUAUUUAAAUUUGUACAUUGUGGAUCACAGGUACUGCGGCAUUUCAUUAUGGAAAAAAAAAUCUUUUCACGAAUUUUAUACCAUCUAUUUGGACAUUAUGUUUUCAUUCCGGCAUUUGAUUUCACAUGUGGUUGAUGGUUUUGGGGAUAUGAAAUCAAGAGGAAUUCUAUUGUCACUCUCAAA